Lolium rigidum is the source of this 1003-nucleotide messenger RNA. RefSeq lists its product as uncharacterized. The coding region runs from base 59 to 1003 and encodes 314 amino acids. The record is from RefSeq and is a predicted model, not a curated record. Lineage: Eukaryota; Viridiplantae; Streptophyta; Magnoliopsida; Poales; Poaceae. The transcript has 8 exons.
UCAUCUCUCAACAGAUUGCAUUUUGGGUCCAAAUUUUGUUCAUUGGGAUAGGAUCAUAAUGCGACCAAGCAAUGGUGACCUAUUUGCGUCUGAGUUUUCUCACGAGAACUAUGACACUAAUUUUAGCAAGACGGUGAUGUUGUUAAAUUUCAGCCCCCGCAAGCACAACUUGCAAUCCCACAACUGUGUGAAGUCACUUGUGCGUUUAGAUAUAUUCAAGAAGGCUGGCAUCGUGCACAGGCCAAAACAGUGGGAGGGCUGGGAAUUGAAGAAGUGGCAGUUCUGGGAGCAGAAUCUCUACAAGAUAGAAACAAUGUGGUGCAGAGUUCAUCAAGAGGAGCAUAAGCAAAUGGCAUUUGCGCAAUCUAUGCGCAUAGAAUUUAAUCGUCUACUGCCGCGAAUAUCGGAUGAUGCCAUGCGACAGUACAUAGGCAUCAAAAUCGAUAAAAUUUUACCAGCCUUUUCAAAUCAGCAAGCAAGGCCCCUCCGUCGGCUUAAUUGGGUGGAGCACAAGCAAGAUAUGGACAAAUUAAUCCAUCGUUUGGAAAGAUUUAUGCAUAUUACCAUGGCAAUGGCUCAGGCGAUGGCUAACAUCGGUGAUAUGAUAAGAAAUGCUACACAUGAUCAGGAAUUUGCACAAUCUAUGCGCAUAAAACUUAAUCUUCUACUCCCGGGAGUAUCAGAUGAUAUGAUGCGACAACACAUAGACAUGAAAAUAAAUCAAACAUUUCCAGCCUUUUCAAAUCAGCAAGCAAGGCCCCUCCAGCAGCUUAGUUGGUUGUUGCACAGGCGGGAUAUGGAAAAAUUUAUGAAUCGUUUGGAAAAUUUUGUGCAUAUUACCAUGGCAAUGGCUCAAGUGAUUGCUAGCGUCGGUGAUAUGAUAAGAAGUGCUACACAGGAUCAGGGCACUACAAUUUCAGAAGCUGGCAUUGCUUCACAGAAUCACAGUGACGGCGUCGAUACAGACCUCAGACUUGGGAGCUUAGCAUGGCAUUCUCCUUAG